GUUUGUGGUGAUUGUAACAGACGUUUCUGACACCUUUAACUGCUGAAGGAAUAUGAUUCUUGUUUUAGUUUUGCUGCGUUUAUGGUUGUGGCAUUUUAAUGGAGUGUUUGGUGUUGAAGCAGGUGAAACGAAGAGUUUGUCAGUGAUGGAGGGAGAUUCUGUCACUCUACACAUUGAUGUUACUGACAUACAGGGAAGUGAUGCAGUGAUAGAGUGGAUGUUUGGAGCUGAAAACCCAGAUAUUGUCAUUGCUGAAAUCAACGGAGCAGCAAAUAUCAGUCAUGUUACUGAUGAGAUAUUCAGAGACAGAGUGAAGAUGGACAGUCAGACUGGAUCUCUCACCAUCACAAACAUCAGAACCACAGACUCUGGACUUUAUCAAGUAGAGAUCACCACAAAUAAAGAAGCAGAGAAAACGUUCAAUGUUACUGUCUAUGCUCUUCUUCCCGUUCCUGUCAUCAUCAGAGACACUUCACAAUGUUCUUCAUCUUCUGGAAGUUCAUCAGUGUCUAAAUGUUCACUGCUGUGUUCAGUGCUGAAUGUGAAUCAUGUGACUCUCUCCUGGUACAAAGGAAACAGUUUAAUCUCCAGCAUCAGUGCGUCUGAUCUCAGUAUCAGUCUCUCUUUACCUCUGGAGGUGGAACAUCAGGAUAAAAACACCUACAGCUGUGUGCUGAACAACAACAUCAGCAACCAGACCAAACAUCUGGACAUCAGCCAACUCUAUUUUGUUCCCAUUCAGACUAUUUCUCUUGUGUUUGGUCUGAUCAGUGUUGUUCUGGUCAUUGGGAUGAUUGAUUCCGAAGCAUCUGCUUACAGACCACAAACGCUCAGACGGGAGCUGCAGGCUCAAAGAAAACCCUCUGAGGUGAGAGGAGCACUGCAUGGCUUGACCCGAAUAGAGGCAGUUUAUCAGGGAAGCAGCAAGUGGCCCAACUACCUGAUGUCACUGCCAUGGAGCUCAAGAGCAGAGGGUUCAACCCCUAGCGAGGAGAGAGAGGAAUCCAGCUCAACCAAAGCGAGCAAUAGCCCAGGGUAG
Sinocyclocheilus rhinocerous is the source of this 1039-nucleotide messenger RNA. RefSeq lists its product as uncharacterized. Bases 53 to 1039 code for a protein of 328 amino acids. The transcript has 6 exons. The record is from RefSeq and is a predicted model, not a curated record. Lineage: Eukaryota; Metazoa; Chordata; Actinopteri; Cypriniformes; Cyprinidae.